AUGGACGCAGCGCCCGCACCCGCUCUCCUGGGCGUCCCGCCGGCUGAGGUGCUGGAGGACCUGCUGCGGGAGCAGUUCGGGCCGCUGCCUCAGCUGGCCGCUGUCUGCCGGCUCAAGCGGCUUCCCUCGGGAGGCUACUCCUCGACCGAGGACCUCCAGUUGGUGCUGGAGCGGCGCCGCGUGGCAAACGCCAAGGAGCGCGAGAGGAUAAAAAAUCUCAACCGUGGUUUUGCCAAACUGAAGGCACUUGUGCCAUUUCUUCCCCAAAGCAGGAAGCCUAGCAAAGUUGAUAUCCUUAAAGGUGCAACCGAGUACAUACAAGUUCUCAGUGAUGUUUUGGAAGCAGCCAAAGACUCUGAGAGACAAAAUCCGGAUCGCCAGACCUAUAGGAACAAUCCUUCUGAGGCACCUAUAUCCUUGGCUGGAGACCUAUCCAGAAACAUCACCCAGCAUGCCAGCUGUACUGUGGGCUUGAAGAAUGAGGAGGAAAGGCCCUGGGCAGAUGGUGGCAGUGGAUAGAUUCAUAGAAGUGGAAGUCCUGAGUCACAGGCUCCCCCAAAUAUGAAAAAGUAAAAAGGCCAGCCCAGGGCUACCUUCUAG
This is a messenger RNA of Lutra lutra (Eurasian river otter), 600 nucleotides long. It is a transcript of the gene FIGLA, whose product is annotated as folliculogenesis specific bHLH transcription factor. The coding region runs from base 1 to 519 and encodes 172 amino acids. NCBI's taxonomy places the organism in Eukaryota, Metazoa, Chordata, Mammalia, Carnivora, Mustelidae. Gene Ontology annotation, biological process: regulation of transcription by RNA polymerase II; developmental process. The transcript has 5 exons. The record is from RefSeq and is a predicted model, not a curated record. Gene Ontology annotation, molecular function: DNA-binding transcription factor activity, RNA polymerase II-specific; RNA polymerase II transcription regulatory region sequence-specific DNA binding; protein dimerization activity.